Centrocercus urophasianus (Greater sage-grouse) is the source of this 1590-nucleotide messenger RNA. RefSeq names its product zinc finger protein 135-like. Gene Ontology annotation, molecular function: RNA polymerase II cis-regulatory region sequence-specific DNA binding; DNA-binding transcription factor activity, RNA polymerase II-specific. The annotation marks the transcript as partial. The transcript is spliced from 4 exons. The record is from RefSeq and is a predicted model, not a curated record. Lineage: Eukaryota; Metazoa; Chordata; Aves; Galliformes; Phasianidae. Gene Ontology annotation, biological process: regulation of transcription by RNA polymerase II.
UUUCUCUUGUCCCUGCAGGCUCCAGUGAAACUUCUGCCAUCCAGCCGGGAUCAUCUCAGCUGCAGGAGAGCAGCAGAUGGCCACCGCACAUCCAUCUCAGGUAGGGGCUGCAGCAAGGAGCCUCUUUGCUUGCAGGAGCCCGUGAGCUUUGCGGAGGUGGCCGUGUCUUUCAGCAGGGAGGAGUGGGUGCUGCUGGACCCUGCGCAGCGAGCGCUGUACCGGGACGUGAUGCUGGAGACGUACCAGUGUGUGGCCUCGCUGGGAGGGGAAGACCCCUGGAUCCCAGAUGUGCGUAGCCCUGAGGCCGUGCCAGGAGACCUCAGCCCAGGAACUGGGAUUGCAGAUAUGCUGGAGGACCUGCAGGAAAGUGGUGUGGCCGAAAGGCGGUGGGGUGGUGUCUGUGUGGAAGAAAUCAGAAGGGAUGUCCAAGGAGUCCUGGAGCAAGGUCAGGGUGAGCAGCUCAUGGAGCCACUGGGAAAGGGUCUGGGAAAGACAGGGAGGAGCCCAUUGGACUUCAACGUAGGUCAAAAGGAGCCUGAAGAACCAAGGAACAAGAAUGUGAGCCAGCAGAAAAAGCAGAAUCCAUGCACUGAGUGUGAAAAUGGCUUUGAAAAAGAUUCCAGCAUCAUUAACCACCAGCGCAUUCGCUCAUCAAUGAGCCCAAGCAAGUCCUCUGGGUGUGCAAAGGGCUUCAAGAGCUGUUCUGCAUUGAAGCUGCACAAGCGCAGACACACAGGACAGAGGCCAUUUCAGUGUCCUGAGUGUGGGAAGAGCUUCAGAAGCAGUUCUGAAUUGAAGCUGCACCAGCGCUUCCACACAGGGAAGAGACCCUACGAGUGCUCUGAGUGUGGGAAGAGCUUCACAAUCAGUUCUAAUUUGAAGAGGCACCAGCGCAUCCACACAGGGGAGAGACUCUACAAAUGUCUUGAGUGUGAGAAGAGCUUCAGAAGCAGUUCUGAAUUGAAGUCACACCAUCGCAUCCACGCAGGUGACAAACCGUACAAGUGCUCUGAGUGUGGGAAGAGCUUCACAAUCAGUUCUGAUUUAAACAGGCACCAUCUCAUCCACACAGGGGAGAGACCCUACAAGUGCUCUGAGUGUGAGAAGAGCUUCAGAAGCAGUUCUGAAUUGAAGUCGCACCACCUCAUCCACACAGUUGAAAAACCGUACAAGUGCUCUGAGUGUGGGAAGUGCUUCAAGAGGUGUUUUGAAUUGAAGCUGCACGAGCGCAUACACACAGGAGAGAAACCAUUUCAGUGUCCUGAGUGUGGGAAGAGCUUCACAAACCAUUCUGAUUUAAAGAGGCACCAACGCAUCCACACAGGGGAGAAACCUUACAAAUGUCCUGAGUGUGGGAGGAGCUUCAGAAGCAGUUCCCACCUAACCUACCACAAGCGCUUUCACACAGGAGAGAGACCCUAUAAGUGUCCUGAGUGUGGGAAGAGCUUCAAAAGCAGUUCUGAAUUGAAGCACCACAAGGGCAUCCACACAGGAGAGAGACCUUUUCAGUGUCCUGAGUGUGAGAAGAGCUAUAAAAGAAGGUUUAAUCUCAACACCCACAAGCACAUCCACAGCGCGUGCAGGCUGUAG